Limanda limanda (common dab) is the source of this 1389-nucleotide messenger RNA. RefSeq names its product paired box 6b (gene pax6b). The record is from RefSeq and is a predicted model, not a curated record. The transcript is spliced from 13 exons. Lineage: Eukaryota; Metazoa; Chordata; Actinopteri; Pleuronectiformes; Pleuronectidae. Gene Ontology annotation, biological process: regulation of transcription by RNA polymerase II; anatomical structure development. Gene Ontology annotation, molecular function: DNA-binding transcription factor activity, RNA polymerase II-specific; RNA polymerase II cis-regulatory region sequence-specific DNA binding. The coding region runs from base 1 to 1389 and encodes 462 amino acids.
AUGCCCCAAAAAGAAUACCACAACCAAGCCACGUGGGAGUCUGGCGUUGCCUCAAUGAUGCAGAACAAGGUGUAUGACAUCUGUGAUGAAGGUCACAGUGGCGUAAACCAGCUUGGUGGUGUGUUUGUUAAUGGUAGACCGCUGCCGGAUUCCACCAGGCAGAAAAUAGUUGAACUUGCUCACAGUGGCGCUCGACCCUGCGACAUCUCCAGGAUACUGCAGACCCAUGAUGAAGUCCAAGUGCUGGAUAGUGACAAGGUAUCCAACGGCUGCGUGAGCAAAAUCCUGGGCAGAUACUAUGAAACUGGCUCCAUAAGACCGAGAGCGAUAGGCGGCAGCAAGCCCAGGGUCGCCACUCCGGAGGUGGUCGCGAAAAUCGCUCAGUACAAGCGGGAGUGUCCGUCCAUCUUCGCCUGGGAGAUCCGCGACAGACUGCUGUCGGAGGGGAUCUGCACCAACGACAACAUACCCAGCGUAAGUGCGCACACCGUGUCAUCGAUAAACAGAGUCCUCCGCAACCUGGCUAGUGAAAAGCAACAGAUGGGCGCAGAUGGCAUGUAUGACAAGCUGAGAAUGCUCAACGGUCAGACAGGAACUUGGGGGACCCGGCCCGGCUGGUACCCCGGAACAUCGGUGCCAGGGCAGCCCAGCCAAGACGGCUGCCAACAACCAGACGGCGCGGGAGAAAACACAAACUCCAUCAGCUCGAACGGGGAGGAUUCGGAGGAGACACAGAUGCGUCUGCAGCUCAAGAGGAAACUACAGAGGAACCGCACGUCCUUCACGCAGGAGCAGAUCGAAGCGCUGGAAAAAGAAUUUGAAAGAACUCACUAUCCAGAUGUUUUCGCUCGCGAGAGACUAGCAGCGAAGAUCGACCUGCCCGAAGCGAGAAUACAAGUAUGGUUUUCAAACAGAAGAGCAAAGUGGAGGCGAGAGGAGAAGCUGCGGAACCAGCGCCGCCAGGCCAACAACUCCUCCAGUCACAUCCCCAUCAGCAGCAGCUUCAGCACCAGCGUCUACCAGGCCAUGCCACAGCCCACCACACCGGUGUCUUUCACCACGGGGUCAAUGCUGGGCAGACCCGACUCUGCACUCACAAACACCUACAGUGCGCUGCCCCCCAUGCCCAGCUUCACCAUGGGAAACAAUCUAGCUAUGCAACCCAGCCAGACCUCCUCUUAUUCCUGCAUGCUGCCUACCAGUCCGCCUGUGAACGGGCGGAGCUACGACACAUACACGCCCCCUCAUAUGCAGGCACAUAUGAACAGCCAAUCAAUGACCACUUCUGGUCCCACCUCAACAGGACUCAUCUCUCCUGGAGUGUCUGUCCCUGUCCAAGUACCCGGGGGCGAGCCUGACAUGUCUCAGUACUGGUCCAGACUACAGUAG